This is a messenger RNA of Pollicipes pollicipes, 3063 nucleotides long. Its product is annotated as ubiquinone biosynthesis protein COQ4 homolog, mitochondrial. Bases 67 to 903 code for a protein of 278 amino acids. Gene Ontology annotation, biological process: ubiquinone biosynthetic process. The record is from RefSeq and is a predicted model, not a curated record. The transcript is spliced from 8 exons. Gene Ontology annotation, cellular component: mitochondrion; mitochondrial inner membrane. NCBI's taxonomy places the organism in Eukaryota, Metazoa, Arthropoda, Thecostraca, Pollicipedomorpha, Pollicipedidae.
GCACAAUACAUAGGUGUAUUUAGGAAAUGGUAUGCUCAGGACUUAACUGAAACUGAUGCAAGAAACAUGUUCAGAAAUGGAAGGUUGAUGACCAAGCUGGAUGUAACCCAGCUGAUAGCAAAAGGUGCAAGUUAUGUACAGCAUCCAGUUUCCAGACAGUUCCACCAAGAAGGCAGCUCACACCAGAAUGCAGAGGAAGGAAACAAUUUUGCCUCUGACAGUCAUGCCUAUGACACUCACAUCCACUCAUCACCACUGCAGAAGAUGUUGCUGGGUGUUGGCUCCUCAAUUCUUGGACUGUUGGAUCCAACAAGAGCAGAUUUGGUAGCUGUGUCAGGAGAGACAACAGGAGCUAUUGUUCUUCCAUGUCUCCUGAGAAAGAUGCAGGAAGAUCCAGAGGGGCAGGAUAUUCUGAGGGAGCGGCCUGUCAUCAACUCACGCUCCGUGGACCUGGAGGGCCUGGCGCGCCUGCCGGACGGCACGCUCGGACGCGAGUACGUCCGCUUCCUGCAGGACCAGCGUGUGACGCCCGAUAGCCGGGACCCGGUGCGCUUCGUGGACGACGCGGACCAGGCGUACGUGAUGCAGCGGUACCGCGAGUCGCACGACCUCGUGCACACCCUGCUGGGCAUGCCCACCAGCCUGCUGGGCGAGGUGACCGUCAAGUGGGUGGAAGGCCUGCAAACGGGACUGCCCAUGUGCAUCGGAGGCGGCCUGCUGGCGCCGCUGCGGCUCAAGCCCAAACAUCGUCAGCUCUACUGGACGACAUGUCUGCCGUGGGCUCUGCGGGCCGGCCGCCAGGCCCGCUUCCUGCUCAGCGUGUACUGGGAGCGCCGCUGGCACCAGCAGUUGGAGGAGCUGCGGCAAGGGCUGCACGUGCCGCCGCCGCCGGCCCUUAGCUGACGGUCCGCUGCGCCGUUGGCACCAGCAGCUGGGGGAGCUGCGGCGAGAGCUGCACGUGCCGCCGCCGCCGGCCCUUAGCUGACGGACCGCAGCACCGCUAGACUCGGACCGCCGUCGAGGCGGUCUGAGUGAGUUGGCGCGUGGCGUCUAGUCUGUGAUGAAUGCCUGGAUGCGUGCCUCGUCCUGGGCAGGUGCAGCUUUUGAGCUGCGUUUAUGUGCUUAUAUGGCUUCAGUACAUGUGUGAUGCAGGUCUUCAUGGAUUACAUAAAUGCGUGAAUUUCAGAUUGGUCGGUGGAUUGGAAUGGACUUAAUCCGGAAGUUUCUGAACGACACGGAGUAGGACUAAAAUAUAUUGAAAACCUAGCCUGCACAAGUUGGUUAGAAUGAGUUUGUUAGAAAACCGUUCCCAAUGUAUAGGUAGUAUAUUCGUCUUACGUGGCUCAUCAAGCAUCUGAUGAUAAACUGGAUUGAAAUGUAACAGAUCGCCUUGCUUCGGAUCAGAUUGAAUCACAUUGAUCGGAUCUUUGGGGAAAUGUGUUUGCUUUGGUGUGUUGGAUCGGAUCCGACUUAAUAUGCUUGGGCGAGGUAGAUCGGUGGGUGGACUGCAUUGGAAGUUGGUGGAUUGGAUCUGGACUCAGAUAAUCAUAAGGAGCCCUGUGGUGAUGCCGUUUCCUGCACUGCCCGUCAAACAAUCGAUUUCAGUCCCGCAGCAGUUUAAGAAUGGAGGGAACACGCCUGAUCCUUGCAGUAAGCAUCACCAGGGGCACCAUGCAGACUGCCUCGCACUGCGUGCGCGUAUGCGCAACUGUGGGCCUUUUGCAAUUCAUUAUCCAUGCUCUGCGCAGCACGCAAACGUUUCGACUAUGUGUUGUAGGUAUCGUGUGGGAAAUGCUCAGGACACAUGGUCGUUAAGUUCGUCGGGCAUAGUUUGCCUAGCAUAAGUUUGUCAUGUCAAAGUUCGUGUGCAUCACAAGUUGGUCGAUGACAACAAGCUCAACGUGCUGAAGUUGGUAUGGGGCAAAUGUUCGCAUGUGACAAAUAUUUGAGAACUCCCACGCGGCUUUGUGCAGAGGUGUACACGUGGUGUUGUCACUCAAAAUUGCCAACAUCCAAACACGGUCGUCUUAUAUAUACACAAUCCUGUCAGGAUGACCUUAGGCCAGACCAUACAGGCAGUCCUCUCGAAAACGCCCAAAAUGUGUUCAAUGUACGAAAUUCAUGAUUUGAACACAUCCUGUAUUGUUCAGACACAUAUUCACGUCCCCCCUCCUCUCGGGCACCGCUCAAACACUCCCACUCCCGACCCGCCGCCGCCCCGCCGCCAAGCGGCUGAAACUCGCACCGCGCUCCCGCCUUCAACGCCUGCUUCACAGCUUUCGGUAGCCUCGCCACAAAUGCACAGCACAGGCCACCUGCGCUGAGCCCCCCGAGCAGGGACGCAAACUGCUGGAGCUCCGCGAGGAAAACAUCUACGGAACGGCUGUCGCAGUGUGGCCAGACCAGUGAGGACCGUCUCGGCCUGCGCACGAGAGGACUGUCACGGCGCAGCAAGACCAGGGAGGACUCUCGCGCUCCGCACGAGAGGACUGUCGCAGCGUGGCCAGACCAGUGAGGAGCGUCUCGCCCUCCGCACGAGAGGACCGCCACGGCACGGCCAGACCAGUAAGGACCGUCUUGCCCUCCGCACGAGAGGACUGUCACGGCGCAGACAGACCAGGGAGGACUGUCUUGUCCUCCGCACGGCAGGACUAUCGCAGCGCGGUCAGACCAGAGAGUGGAUGUCUCGCCCUCCGCACGAGAGGACUGUCGCAGCACAGCCAGACCAGGGAGGACUGUCUCGCCCUCCGCACGAGAGGACUGUCGCAGCACAGCCAGACCAGGGAGGGCUGUCUCGCCCUCCGCACGAGAGGACUGUCGCAGCACAGCCAGACCAGGGAGGACUGUCUCGCCCUCCGCACGAGAGGACUGUCGCAGCACAGCCAGACCAGGGAGGACUGUCUCGCCUUCCGUACGAGAGGACUCGCAACGCGGCCAGACCGGAGAGGACUGUGUCGCCCUCCGCACGGAUGGUCUUCACGACGCCUACCGGAGACCGCACAUUGUUUGACAGUGUCAGGAGGUGGUGAGAGUGCGAAAGCACUUCUUAUGAGAUGACCUGGC